AUGGGGCCACUGGGAGGAUUCCCUCAUCGGCCUCACAUCGUGGUAACAUCUGAGCCAUUUCCCUCUCACGAGGCUAUAGAGGUGGAAGAUCCUGCCAAACCUGGAGGAAAACGUUCGUGGUUCAAGGGUACGAUGGACAACGUGAUGCAGUGCCUCUCUGCUGCCAUGAAUUUUUCGUACUCGUACAAAAGGCCGCAGGAUAAAAGCUGGGGUGGUAUUAAGGCUGAUGGGUCAUCUACUGGUAUGCUGGCGUUAGUAAUGAGCGAGGAGGUUGAAUUUGCCCUUGGGCCGUUCAACAUGAAUCCCUCUCGAAAUAAAGCAAUGGAUUUUUCUGGGUAUAUUCAAAUAAUGGAAUACAGAAUUUUGGCUGCACGUGGUCGUCCUACUGCUGACCCUUGGGGAUUUCUUUUGCCCCUGACGCCAUUGGUUUGGGUAUCCACUUUGAUUGCACUGCUGGGAGUCUUGAGUUCCAUACUGGCAUUGCGCUACCACCUGUUUCUCAAGUCGCCAAACGAUGCCGCGCCAGUGACUUUUCCCUUCAGCUGUGUUCGUGUUAUGCUUCAACAAGAAAUUAAUGAAGAAAAUGUUGAUGGGGGUGUCAAGGCACUUACGUUAGAUUCCAGAAGAGCAGUCCGACCUGGGGACAUUUGUGGUCCCCUCUGUCCGGAAAUGUACUAUGUGCUCCACGGCCUUCUGUUAUCUUUGCUUAUAUUCGUGGAUGAAAGGGUCUAUGGGACUGAAAUCCCAACUAUGUAA
Scylla paramamosain (green mud crab) is the source of this 756-nucleotide messenger RNA. RefSeq lists its product as uncharacterized. Lineage: Eukaryota; Metazoa; Arthropoda; Malacostraca; Decapoda; Portunidae. Bases 1 to 756 code for a protein of 251 amino acids. The record is from RefSeq and is a predicted model, not a curated record. The transcript is spliced from 5 exons. Gene Ontology annotation, molecular function: ligand-gated monoatomic ion channel activity. Gene Ontology annotation, cellular component: membrane.